Symbiodinium natans is the source of this 801-nucleotide messenger RNA. NCBI's taxonomy places the organism in Eukaryota, Dinophyceae, Suessiales, Symbiodiniaceae. The record is from the annotation of a GenBank genome assembly.
AUGACCACGAGGGCGCUGGCCAUGGGCCUGAGGCCUGGAUUCUACAUGAACAACUACAUCUGUGCUGAGAGCUCACCUCGCGGUGGUGUCGGAGGCGAGAUCUAUAUGCGGAAUAUGAGAGGGUCCGUGGAGUUUCUCGUCGAGCACGGGUUCCAAUACAUCAAGAUUGACAGUGGCAGCGUUUACAACGACCUCCAGCUCUGGAGCGAUCUGCUCGAGGCCACGGGAUCUCCUAUUGCGAUCGAGAACUGCCACCAGGGGGGACAGGAGCCCAACGCAACGUGGUGUCCCUUUGACCUCUUCCGCACCGCUGGGGAUCUGCACAGCGUGGGCUUGGAUGUCGAGCUCCUGGCCACUGCUGCAGCCCUGAACCAGUCCAGGGUGGGCUGCUGGGCCUACCCCGACACCCUGGAUGCAAGCGCUCUUCCGGCGAUGAGGAGCCAGUUUGGAGCCUAUGCAGUCAUGUCGGCCCCGCUCAUGCUGAGCUUUGACAUCCUGGAUGACGGCAAGCUUUUGGAGGUGUGGGACAUCAUCACCAACGAGGAGGUGAUCCAGGUGAACCAGCGCUGGGCCGGCGCUGCCGGGCGGCUGCUCCGAAAGUGGUCUCCGCACGCGGGCCACGAGCGCCUCUUUGCCUGGGCGCAGCCCUGUGGGCCAGCCGAGGAGAAUGCCAGCGGCUGGGCCUACGACGCGGAUCGGCAGCAGGUGACCUGGCGUGGGCGCUGUCUGUCCUGGGCGGACGGCGCAGCCAUCCUCGACUGCCAGCAAGCUGAGAGGCCAUCCCCAGGCCCUAGACCCUAA